CAGUUUCAGUCAUUCAGUGAAGUUCAGACGUCCGUCGAGGACUUUCGUGUCAAAUAAAUCUUAAACCCCGAAAAGAAAAACAACCCGACAGAACGGGCCCACAAGUGUCAGACGUGAUGUCAACGUCUGUGUAGUGUCUUUUUGGAAAUGGAUACGAGCGAGUGUCGAGUUCUGCUGAAGGCCUUGGCCCUCCUGGGCAGCUUGGUCCUGUGCCAUGCUCUCGUCGACCAGGAGUUCACGCCGGUCGUCACGGCCACAUGCAAGGCCGGCUACAUGACGAUCAAGAUACAGACGAAUUCUUCUUUCAUCGGCGCGGUACACGCAAAGGACUACAGGACACCAUCGUGCCUGACUUACGGCAACGGCACUUCGUCUGUCAGCCUCGUCGUCAACCUGUUCGCCUCGACGCAGUCCUCUGACUACUGCGGCGUUCUAGUCUCAAACAAAACCGAGGAGCGUUCCCUCCCUAUAGCCGUUAGGAUACACAAGACUCUUGAGCUCGCAGACGACAAAUUCUACGUGAUCACGUGCGGGAAGGCGGGCUUCAAAAACGCAAGGAACGAGACGUCUCUCGUGUCCCUGAAGAUGCUGGACAAGGAGAAGAAACGGAGACUGCAAGAGGUCUUCUACAGCCAUCCUUACGUUAUGCGAGCCGAGAUUUCCAGGCCUGAUGGGACGUACGGAGUUCGAGUCAAGUCCUGCUUCGCCUUCAACAGGAAGAACAACAGCGUCACCCUCAUCGACGACAGGGGGUGCCCGGUGAACAAGCAGGUGAUCACGCCUUUCAGCUACAACGAGGCGGACGGGCACGCCGACGCCGAGCUCCGCUCCAUGUUCCAGUUUCCAGAUGGGAACCAGAUCCAUUUCCAGUGCGACGUGGGCGUCUGUAAAGGAGGCUGUCCGGAAUUGAACUGCGAUGACGUGGCGACAACGAGGCCUGGCACAUACGACGGAGCGGUCGUCGCGUCGACCAGUGUCUUCGUCCUGCAACCCGGCGACGCCGCAGCUCUUGCUGAAGUGGUCGAAGCAUCGAUCUGGGGCCCGAGUUGGCUUCUCUACCUCGCCAUCGCCCUCGGCCUGCUCUUCCUCUUAAUGCUCAUCGUCAACGUCUUCCUUUGUUCCGCCAUGACUUGCUCCUGCUCGAGGACGCAGGUCGUAGAAAAAGAGCCGAGCGUGAUUGAAGACUACGACCCUUAUAGGAGCUGGCACGGUACCCAGUACGGCUCGAGGUACUCCCUCAACGGUAAAAGGGGCUACGUCUCCGGCGGUUCCACCCUCAACUCGGCCAGGUCCGUGUCGACCAACAGCGACCACUACGCCAUAGUAGAAUCGAGCAGGCACCACAGGUCGCCCAACCAUCUCGGAUACCCGAAACACUGAAAGCCAUAAGGGCGAGCCCGGAUCGUAACCUUUUAAUCCUCGCUCAAAGCGUAUCGCGGGCUAUUCGUCCAGCCCUGGACCGCCACCAAGGUUACAUCUAACAUACAGCCUUGCAAACGCACUGACAUGUAAAUAAUAUAAAUAUUUGUUUUAACUAAUUUUAUAUACUACCAUUCGUAACAAUAAAUGAACUAUUAAGGA
Molecule: messenger RNA, 1581 nt
Organism: Cimex lectularius (bed bug)
Lineage: Eukaryota; Metazoa; Arthropoda; Insecta; Hemiptera; Cimicidae
Exons: 9
Coding region: 148-1380 (410 amino acids)
Source: RefSeq, a predicted model, not a curated record